Thalassophryne amazonica is the source of this 3024-nucleotide messenger RNA. RefSeq names its product DAB adaptor protein 2 (gene dab2). The record is from RefSeq and is a predicted model, not a curated record. Gene Ontology annotation, cellular component: plasma membrane. Bases 377 to 2719 code for a protein of 780 amino acids. The transcript is spliced from 15 exons. Gene Ontology annotation, biological process: receptor-mediated endocytosis; negative regulation of canonical Wnt signaling pathway; positive regulation of endocytosis. NCBI's taxonomy places the organism in Eukaryota, Metazoa, Chordata, Actinopteri, Batrachoidiformes, Batrachoididae.
CGGCGGGCGGCGCUGUCAGUAAAGGGUUAAGCAGGGAGACUGCAGCACAAGUUUCUCCUUUCUGCCCACAGCUCACCGGAAAACUUCCGAGUGCUGCGCCACUCUCCUCUCCAAGCUGGGUUUGAUUCUACUCAUUUACACCUCCUCAGCCGGCGGCCAUCACAGCAGCACAAACGAAGCACGGCUCUCCGCCAGCGGCUCUCCGCAGCACGGUGUGCUUUUCAGCAGGUACGCUCGUUUUGUUCACCGCUGUGUCCAGGUAGUGCUUCGAUACUGCCAGGAUGUGUGAAUACUGAGAAUCAGCCGCUCAGUUGACCUCCCUUCCCCCCGACACUUUACUGCUGUGUCCGUUUUCCAGUGAGUCUUGUUCUACACCAUGUCUGCAGAGGUAGAGAAUCCAGUGUCCCUCCCAGCUGAUCCCAGUACAGUGCCUCAGUCUGCAGCCUUGACCUCAAAUACGCCUCCCACCUCCCCUGCAACAGCCCCAUCAAAGGCCCCGUCCAAGAAAGACAAGAAGAAAGUUCUUGAGAAGACAGAUGAGUACCUGCUGGGCAGGUUUCAGGGAGAUGGUGUGAGGUACAAGGCAAAGCUCAUUGGCAUUGAUGAUGUCCCAGAAGCCCGAGGUGACAAGAUGUGCCAGGACUCCAUGAUGAAACUAAAGGGUAUGGCAGUAGCUGCACGGUCCCAAGGGAAACACAAACAGAGGAUCUGGAUAAACAUCUCAAUGUCAGGCAUCAAGAUUAUUGAUGAGAAAUCUGGAGUGAUUGAACAUGAGCAUGCAGUGAAUAAGAUCUCCUUCAUCGCCAGAGACAUAACGGACAACAGAGCGUUUGGAUACGUGUGUGGAGCAGAGGGUCAGCAUCAGUUCUUUGCCAUAAAGACAGCACAACAGGCUGAGCCCCUGGUCCUUGAUCUAAAGGACCUCUUUCAGCUCAUCUUCAACAUGAGGAAGAAAGAAGCAGAGGCCUCACAGAAGGGUGAAAAUGGAAAUGCAGUGGUUGAGAAUGGAAGUGACAGUAGUGGAGCAAAACCAACUCAACCAGUGGAGCAGUUGGACCUUUUCGGAGACAUGUCAACCCCUCCAGAUGUUCAGGCUCCAGCUGAUUCUAAUGAUAUUCUCUUGCUGGAUUUGUCCACUGAAGUUGACAGCAAUCAGAAUUUCAUAAAGGGAAACUGCUUUGUAACUUCGUGCACCCCUAAUGGCCUGCCAUCUCCUCAGACAAUGAAUCCCUUUUCCUCAUCGUUUGGUUACUUUCCAACCCCAGACAAUGACCCGUUCAGAGAUGACCCCCUUUCCUUGUCUCCCCCCUAUAAAUCGGAGGUCUCCCUUAAUGCCACCAAUGGCAGCACUUCGAAGCAGAUUCUAAGCAGCUGUUUGAACGGCAGUCCUGAACACCCAAGUCAGCAGACGAAUGGUUUUUCCAGUAAGACCAUGAUCUUCGCUCUCAGUAACGGCCAGUGGCCACUAGGAGGCAAAAUAACUGAAGGCAGUGCAGUAAGUAUAACGGAGAGCAAUGACUGUGGGCUGUUUCAAUCAACGAACAAUCCAUUUUUUGACACUGCUUUGACACCGCCCCUCUCUAAUGGCAUAACUCGCCACCCGCAACACCAAGUGACCCAUAGCAAGGACUCAGUUCUCAUUAACCCACCGCCACAGAGCGCUAAGAGUGGAGGAGGUCGACGGAGCGCAAAGUCUUCAGCAAAUGAGCUUUUUGCAACAGACCUGUUUUCUGCUGCGGGUCAACCUGAGCAGUCACCUGCUUCAGGUGAGCUUUUCAGCGGUGCACCUGCCGACACGGCUCCUUCCGCCAUAGCUGCUCUCGGGAAUCUUCAAUUACACGCUCCAACUACAGCAAAUGUCCCCGCUGCAGGCAUGUGGGGAGCCCCUGCGACCGUGCCAUCCAUGUACCCCAUGUCGGGAAUGACUGCUCCUGGUCCUAACCCCAGUUUUCCACAGCCAUCCGCCUUUGGUGGUCUUCCUGUGGCUCCCGCUGCCUGGAGCCAGCCGAUGUCUCCUCAGUUUGGAGGCCAGCCUCUCUCCCCACCUCACUUGUCUUGGGGCCACCCUCCAGCUAUUGGGUCUCCUAGUUGGCGUCAGCCUGCUUCAACAAACCCUUUCCACCCUGGUGCAUUCUCUGCACUCAGUGACCAGCCCGGCCCAUCGCGUCCCCCUCCUAGACCACCAGCAACAGAAGCCCCUUUGAGGGUGGAGAACAGUGCCUUCACAGCUUUGGACCCACUUGGAGAUAAAGAGAAGAAAUUUGGGAAGGACAUGUUCAAAGACUUCCAGAUGGCUAAGCCACCUGCCAUCCCUGCAAGGAAAGGGGAACAAGCAUCUGGCUCUGCUCCAGCAGUUGGCAGUACAGGGGAUGCCUUUGAGCAGUACUUUUCCAGUAAAGUUGGAGUAGCUCAAGUUGCUGCAGACCAUGAUGAUUUUGAUAUCAGUCAACUGUCAGCUGGUCUUAAUGAUGUAGUUAAACCAGCUCAAGCUGCUGCCUCGCCUCAAAGUGUGAACACAGGCCUUGUUAAUGCUGCCUGCUUUCCUGCUCCCAUGACAAACACCUCCGCACCAACCCAGGGAAAAGGCCCGGACAUGUUCGAUGAAGCUUUUGGGACGCCAACAUCUAAUCAGUUUGGCCUGCCACCUAGUGCUUCCGGUGGUCAGACAACUGGGUCAACAGCCACUUUUGAGGAUCCAUUUGGAAAUCCUUUUGCUUGAACAUAACUUUAUUCAGAGAGCGGAUGGAACUUGCUGCCAUCAAAUAACAUUAUUUGGACAAGUUGCUACAACUUAUGCAAGACAAUCCAAAUCAUGAACUCUUCUGAUGUUUUUUUUUUGUUUUUCAUCCACCUUUAUUUUUACAAUGUUCUGUCCAAUCAGUAGUUGACUUAUAUUUGAAGACCACUGAUUUAGAAGAAACAUCAUGAUCUGCUGAAGUAAGAACUGUGGUGUUUGACGGGGGGGGGAUGCCCAAAGGUGUGAUCUGCUGAUGUUGUCUUAAAAAAUAAAGUAAUUAAGUCAUG